CUUUUGAAAACUCUCCAAAAGAGAGAAGAAAAGCAAACUUUGGCACCAAAGCCCCAAUCUCCAUUAUUCGGGGGAUCAUCAACACGCCGAACUGAAUUUGAAAGCUUAAAAUUCGAAAAUCGAAAGCAGUUUGUGCGUGUAAUUGAGAACAGCCAUGGACGAAGAAUUGCUUGAGCUUCAGCGACAAUUCCAAUUCGCUCAGCAAGCCAAGUCCAGCAUUCGAUUAUCUGAGCGAAACGUCGUCGAGUUGAUCCAAAAGCUUCAACAACUCCAAAUCAUCGAUUUCGAGCUCCUUCACACCGUUUCUGGCAAAGAAUACAUCACUCUCGAUCAAUUGAGGAACGAAAUGGUUUCUGAGGUUAGAAAAUUAGGGCGCGUUUCGGUGAUUGACCUUGCGGACACUACUGGUGUUGACUUGUACUAUGUUGAGAAGCAGGCUCAGCGCAUUGUGGCGGAUCACGCUGAGUUCAUGCUGAAUCAGGGGGAAAUCAUGUCCGAAUCGUACUGGGAUUCGGUCGCCGAAGAGGUUAACGAAAGGCUUCAAGAAUGCAGCCAGAUCGCGCUCACGGAACUCGCUGCACAGCUUAAUGUUGGAUUGGACUUGGUUGCGUCCAUGUUGGAGCCGCGACUCGGCACUAUGGUGAAAGGAAGGCUUGAGGGAGGGCAAUUGUAUACUCCCGCCUAUGUGGCCCGCAUGAAUGCAAUGGUUCGGGGGGCAGCAAGGGGAAUCACAGUGCCAACAAAUUUGACGGUGUUGUGGAGCUCAUUGCAGCAGUUACUGCAGGAAAUGGGCGGAACCGGUGGUGUGGCGGUUGAUGGAUCUUUCUUCCAAUCUUUGUUUAAUGGACUUGUGAAGGAAGGCGAGAUUCAAGGAUCAGUUCGUGCAGGAGUACAUUGGACACCAGCUGUGUUUGCCAUUGCUCAGAAGGAAUCUGUGGAUUCAUUUUUUUCACAGAAUUCUUUUAUCAGCUAUGAGGUUCUGCACAAACUUGGAAUCCCACAGCCCAUUCAGUUCUUGCAGUCCAGAUAUCCUGAAGGAAAACCUCUAGUCACAACAUUUGUUCACCAAUCUAUGAUUGACAUGUUAGAUGCUGCUACUGAGGAUGCUAUUGAACGUGGUAGUUGGAGUGAUUCUCUUUCCUUGUUGCCCUCAUCUUUCACACCUCAAGAUGCAGCUAAAAUGCUGUCCCUCUGUCAAUCUGUUCAAUUGGCUCUCAAGUCUAAUAAAGCGCACAUUUUUGGAGAAUUUUAUGUAUUAAGCAGCAGCUUUAUGAAGGACAUAUGUGAUCGCGUGGUGAAAGAGUUGGAGACAUUAGGCGUUUCAGGGUCUUUUGGCUCUAAGAUGUCUGAUGAUCUACAAGUAACCAAUGAAGCAAAAGGAUACGAUUCAGGAAGGUUGAACGAGUCCAAUGAAAUGGCAAGUGAUGCUGGGGCCAACAAGCAUUCUGAUAAAGGGUCCAAGAAAAAAAAGGGGAAAGCCACUGGAAAUGCAGCAGCAAAUCUAUCUGAAAGUGGUCCAGAUAACCAGGAACAGGCAUCCACAAAAUCUAAGAAAAACCAGAGAAAGAGCAAGGAUACAUCGUCACAAACAUCAGAUUCAAAGUCAGGUUCAAGGAAAGAAUCAGUUAAAAUGAAGGACGACCAUCUUAGUAGUCCCUCAGAAGAAUGGAUCGUGCAGAAAAUUACUACCCUGUUUCCCGAGUUUGAAGAACAAGGUCUAGAUGAUCCUGAAACAAUUCUUGAGCCUUUGGCUAACAAAUUAAGGCCUACAAUAAUCAGUUCUUGGAUGGAGAAAAGGAAGGCAUUACUAACAGAAAAUGCAGACAGAAUGAAACGAUUGCUUGAUAAUUUGCAGAAGAAACUUGAUGAGUCUUUCUUAAACAUGCAGCUCUAUGAAAAAGCCUUGGAAUUGUUUGAAGAUGAUCAAUCAACUUCUGUUGUUUUACAUAGGCAUUUACUAAGAACAGUAGCAGCUCCUAUGGUGGAUAUGCUUCUUCAUGAUCUGGAUGAACACAACAAAUUGAAGAAUGGUGUUGAGGUUCAGGAGGCUCCAAGUUCUGAAUCUAUUUCAGUUAGUCCUGGAGACAGAGUUGCAAUUUCCAAGAGUUUUCCUAGACCUCUUGCAAAUAAGGCUCUUGCUGUUGUAGAAGCAUUGGAGGGAAAGAAUGUUGAAGUAUUCAUGGACGCAUUUAGAGCAGUAACUGAAGAGAGUGCAUUGCCUUUGAAAAGACUCGACAAGAAACUCGAAAGAACACUUUUACAUUCAUAUCGUAAGGAAUUAACAUCCCAAGUUUCUGCUGAGACUGACCCUGUAUCCCUUCUGCCAAAAGUUGUGUCAUUACUUUAUAUCCAGGUUUACCAUAAAGCUCUUCAAGCCCCUGGAAGGGCGAUCUCUGUUGCUAUUUCCCAAUUGAAGGAUAAGCUCGAUGAGUCAGCACACAAGGUAUUGACGGAUUAUCAAGCUGCUACAGUGACUCUCUUAGCACUGUUAUCAGCUGCACCUGGUGAUGAAGACGAUUGUGCAUCUGAUAGAAUUUUGAGUAAAAGGGAACUUCUGGAGAGUCAAAUGUGGGAUCUCAAAAGCUUAGUUUUGACCAACACACAACAAUCUUCAUAAAUAACAUAUCACACCUCAAUCAAGCAGGGAUGCAUUUCACACAACAAUUAUUCAGUGAUGUCUAGUUCCUUAAGUGAAAGCUUAUGACAAUUGUGUAGACUAGAGAAUUUUUACAAUUUUAUUUUAGACAGUACAAAGAUCAUUUUUACUAAUUCAUCCCGCAUAAAGUUCGAUACUCGGGUGUUUUCCAUACUUAAAUUUCUGCUUAACAAACUUUAGAUAUUCUGAGCCA
Molecule: messenger RNA, 2849 nt
Organism: Arachis ipaensis
Lineage: Eukaryota; Viridiplantae; Streptophyta; Magnoliopsida; Fabales; Fabaceae
Product: E3 UFM1-protein ligase-like protein
Biological process (GO): protein K69-linked ufmylation; response to endoplasmic reticulum stress; regulation of proteasomal ubiquitin-dependent protein catabolic process
Cellular component (GO): endoplasmic reticulum membrane
Molecular function (GO): UFM1 ligase activity
Source: RefSeq, a predicted model, not a curated record